CAACAUUAGGAAACCUGGGAAUUAGGUGAUUCCUGAUAGAGUCGUGAGUUUAUGCAUAAAUGCACACCUUCAGGUAAGCCCAUAUUAAAAGAAAGCAGUUAUCCAGUGCCUCCUGGAUUUCAGUGGUCUUAUGACUGAAAUCACUCCUCCAUGUAUAACUACGAAGCUCAAAAAUGUCCAGAACCUAUAGAUAGUUUAAUAUCAAUGGCCACAAUGUUGGGGAUGCCGUAUGCCAAUCAACCUAUCGUCACAUUAACAAGCUUUAACAAUGAAAACAUAAAGUUUAUACUGGAAGAGACUGAUUUAAGUGUAGCCAAUGCUAUUCGGCGUGUUUGUAUUGCUGAAGUCCCUACUCUUGCAAUAGAUUGGGUACAGAUUGAAGACAAUAAUACAAUGCUAAAUGAUGAAUUCAUUGCUCAACGUGUUGGGUUAAUUCCACUGACAUGUGAUAAUGUAGUUGAUAAAAUGACUUAUUUCCGAGAAUGUCCUUGCCGCGAAUUCUGUGAACAAUGUUCCGUUGAACUUACAUUGGAUGUAUGUUGUACUACGGAUGCACCAAGACAUGUUACAGGAGCAGAUCUCAUCAGCAGUAACCGUGAUGUACAACCUGUACCAUCAAGAGAUGCUGAUGACUCGUCAUACGUCGGUCAGGAAUCCAUACUGAAUUGUUUUGGUAAAGAACAUGCAAAAUGGAAUCCAACUGCUGGUGUAGGGUUUGAAUACGACCCAGAUAAUGCCUUAAGACACACAUUUUUACAUAAACCCGAAGAAUGGCCACGUUCGGAAUAUUCAACUUUACCGGAAAAUGAACAUCAGGCACCCUAUGAUCCAACUGGAAAGUCACACAAUCUACUGAUGAGUAGUCUAAGGCUUUCGAUACCAUCCAUUGGAAUACUUGUUCAAACCUACUUCAACCUGUAUAGUCUAUGUAAGGAGCAUAAAUUAAGCCUAACAGUCAAGUCUUGGUUUCAUUAGGGAAUGAAUAACCUAUAAAAUCGAUACUACCUAUCGCUCAUUGGUGAAACAGAAGUUAGCUUCGUUUAUCUUUUCAUACGAUACUUAGUAGUAUGACUGGUUUUGAGUAGUUUGUUCCCAGAACACUAUUUACUAAGAACGUCCUUCUUGCAGGUUCCGUUUUUUAUUUUUGACUGCUAUCCUAACUUAUUAACUUCAACUGGACUUAGCUGUGUCGGAACAGUAAAGUCAUUUUUAAAGAUGAGACCUCAUGAUGUGUUUUGGCGACACCGGAACUUCAAAUUAGUCUAGUUGUGGCACCCAAAACACUUUCGUUAAUCAUACAACAACAUAUUCUAUGGUGUAACAGACGACCAUCUUUAACUUGAAUUAGGUUAACAGAAACGUAUAUUGAAAAUGUUUCGUUAUCAUAAAUUGCAAUUUAACAAUUAUCUUUACAUACGUUUGUACGGAACCAAGGCUAUCAAGUACGUCGUUCAUUAAAUAUUAGUAGGUCUGUGUUACGUUCCCCAGACAGAAAGUUAUGUGUGAGUUCAAAACACUCAAGUUUUUCUUAGGAGAUACAGUUGUGUCACUCAAGAAAGCCAUUAAGUAGAUGUAAAGUAAGGAGUAGGAGUCUUUUGUGAUUUUCAUCUCAAGCUGCUUAUGUUUACCAGUUGAAUUGCAGUCGUAUUCAAGAAGCAUGUGUAACGUGAAUGUCUACAGGUUAUUAAACGACCGGAUGAUCUUUAACUGAAAUAUAUGACCGGAUUUUCUUCUAUUCAUGACUUGAUGACAUGCUUUCUAAAAUGAAGUAUAUUCAAUGGCUGUCAUGUGGUUCAUAAAGUUACUGGUUAAAAGUAGUUCACGUUGGAUGUUUGAGUUCCGAGUACUUGUCAAAACCGAUUCAAAUUAUGUUCGAAAUAAUGGGGACACGUGUCAAUCACCAGUCACAUCAAUGUGCUAUGAUGAUAUAAUAGCAGUGGGUUGGAAAAGAUUAUGGGUGACCAGAUCACGAUUUAGUACUGGACUACAGUCGCACUGGCUUUUGACCCGAGUAAUGUUGGGAGAUGUGAAGUUCUUCGUCAGAGUACAGAAGCUUAAAAUGGCUUGACUUGAAAUGAGAUAUAUUUAUGCAAUUUUUGACUUCUUGUCAGGAUAAUACCAUUUUUCCGAUUUAAGGCACAAUACCUUGUAUUGAUACACACUUUCUCAGACUUAGAAACAUUUCUAUAUCCUCAAAAUUAUUGUUUUAAAAAUCGUUUAGUUACGAGUUAUCGAGCCCCAACAAACAAUAACAUCCACUGUUGCUUAUUUAUUUGGGUACUUAUAAUAAAUCACGUAUUCAUAACCACUCAAGCUGUAUUGUUAUAAUAUAUUAAAGAUUAACAAAGAAAUGUGUUUUCGAUUAGUUUAUAUCUCUAGGAAUUGUUUCCAUCACUUUAUGUCAUUAUUGUGCUUAAUAGCAUUUCAAUAAUCGUUUUGGGAGCCCAAAUUUCUACGUUCACGACGUUCGUCAUCAUAAAUGCGGCUGAAGACACCUGAACACCGAUUACCACGACUGCGCAAUGCUGACUAGUGUUGGAAACAGUUGGAAGAAAGUUAGGGGCGGCC
This is a messenger RNA of Schistosoma mattheei, 2568 nucleotides long. The record is from the annotation of a GenBank genome assembly. Lineage: Eukaryota; Metazoa; Platyhelminthes; Trematoda; Strigeidida; Schistosomatidae.